Molecule: messenger RNA, 432 nt
Organism: Aegilops tauschii subsp. strangulata
Lineage: Eukaryota; Viridiplantae; Streptophyta; Magnoliopsida; Poales; Poaceae
Biological process (GO): regulation of DNA-templated transcription
Molecular function (GO): DNA binding; DNA-binding transcription factor activity
Source: RefSeq, a predicted model, not a curated record
AUGCCGCGGUGCCGCCGGGAUACUUGGGGCUACCGCGGCGUCCGCGCGCGCCCCUCCGGCGGCUUCUCCGCCAAGAUCCGGUUCCGCGAGAUGCGCCUCAGCCUUGACACUUUUGACACCACCCACGAGGCCGCCCGCGCAUACGAUGCCGCGGUGUGGCACCUCCGCCGGCCUCGUAGGGAGAUGAACUUCCCCAACGACAUCAUCAACAAGCGUGAGUUCUACAUGCAAAGGAGGGCGAAGAGGGAGAAGUGGAGGGUAGAACGAGCCACCUAUCAUGAGGACAGGCGUACGCGAAAGGCGGCCGCUCAAUUCAACAUCAAGCUAGGAGCAGCAUCGCCCUGGGACUCUGACGAUGAUCGGUAUCUUGACACCUACAAUGGGACAUCGGAGGAGGACAUCACCGAGGCGGAGUCGGACGACGUGGAGUAG